UCAUAGACGAGGGCGGCGGCAGACCUGAAAUGCAGAAUAUAUACAUCUGAUAUUGUCCCCCAGAUCGGAUUGCAUCCAUUUUCUCUGAGCGUUCGCCGCACUGUUUACCGUCCAUUUCAGUCAUUGUCACAAUGGCGAGGACAAUUGUGAUCCUCGGGGCUAGCUACGCUGGCGUCCCUAUCGCUCAUUACCUCCUCAAACAUACGGCGGCCAAGGUCAACGGCCUCAAGGUCAUAGUCGUUGCGCCCAAUACGCACCUCUACUGGAACUUUGCCUCAGUCCGCGGCAUCCUCCCAAACAUGCUGGACGACGACAAGCUCUUCUACCCUCUCGCGCCAGCCUUUGCCAAGUAUCCUUCGGACCGGUAUGAGCUUGUGCAAGGUGUGGCCGAGAAGGUAGACCCGAGUGGUAACGUUGUCCAAGUGCGUGGGCACGACGGCUCUGCCAGGGAGAUCAGAUAUGACGAGCUAGUUAUCGCUACCGGAAGCAGCUUCAAGAGCGACAUGCCCUUCAAGAAUCUGUCCUCGACGGGAAAGACUAAGGACGCCUUGCACGAUUGGGUGGAGCGCAUCAAGACCGCCCAGUCCAUCGUCGUCGCUGGAGCCGGCGCCACAGGCAUCGAAGUCGCUGGCGAACUCGGCCAGGAGUAUGCUGCAACGGGGAAGAAGCAGAUUACCCUCGUCUGCGACCAAGAUCUGCCUCUCAGCUCCAAGUUCAAGCGGGACGUGCGCGAGACAGCGAAGAAGGAACUCGAGCGCCUCAAAGUCAAGGUGAUCACCAACGCCAAAGUGACCGGGAACACCUCAACCAAAACAAUCACUCUCAUGAAAACCUCUGAGCCCAGCACGACCACCACGCUCACCGCUGACCUCCUGAUCCCGACAUACGGCGUCGUCCCGAACACCUCGUUCCUUCCCGCCUCGAUGCUCGACAGCCGCGGCUUCGUCAACCAGACCGCCGCCCUGCGCGCCGAAGGGUUCGACAACAUCUUCGUGGUCGGCGACGCAGGCAACCUGGAGGACCCCCAGGCCGUGCACACCGACGCGCAGGUGGUGCAUGUCGUCAAGCUCAUCGAGGCGCGCCUGCAGGGCCGGGGCGCGGCAGCGGUGCCACCGUACAAGCCGGCGGACAAGAUCAUGUUCGCGGCGACGCUGGGGCGGAAUAGGGGGACGGGCCAGAUGGGAAACUGGAGGCUGUGGAGCUGGCUGGUCUGGUUGGCGAAGGGGCGCUAUUUGGGGACGGAUUAUGCCGGCGCGCUUGUCAGCGGGGAGCGGACGUUGAGGGUGAAGGAUUGGUGAGCGAAGGGUUGGUGAGCGGGCGAUGUGUUCCGAAGUGCGAAGUUCUUCACACGAUUCGAGUGGUGUACGGGGUACGGAAUACUGAAUUUGGAUACCUCAAUGGAGCAAGGGAUGAAGCACA
Molecule: messenger RNA, 1419 nt
Organism: Thermothielavioides terrestris NRRL 8126
Lineage: Eukaryota; Fungi; Ascomycota; Sordariomycetes; Sordariales; Chaetomiaceae
Exons: 2
Coding region: 132-1298 (388 amino acids)
Cellular component (GO): cytoplasm
Molecular function (GO): flavin adenine dinucleotide binding; electron-transferring-flavoprotein dehydrogenase activity
Source: RefSeq, a predicted model, not a curated record